Miniopterus natalensis is the source of this 1140-nucleotide messenger RNA. RefSeq names its product NmrA like redox sensor 1 (gene NMRAL1). NCBI's taxonomy places the organism in Eukaryota, Metazoa, Chordata, Mammalia, Chiroptera, Miniopteridae. Gene Ontology annotation, cellular component: nucleus. The record is from RefSeq and is a predicted model, not a curated record.
GGCCCUGUCGCCCACCCCGCGCCUCCCUCGGCCCCCGGGCUUCUCGGGGCCGCAUUGCCCGCUCCCGCGCCCAUGGCCGACAAGAAACUAGUGGUGGUGUUUGGAGCCACAGGACAGUGCUCUAAGCAACUGAGCUACCCCGCCAGGAUUACACUGUAUACUUCUAAUUAUGGUGCCCAGGGGGGCUCAGUGGCCCGGACGCUCCUGGAAGAUGGGACGUUCAGGGUUCGGGCUGUGACCCGGAACCCCAGGCAGAAGGCAGUGAAGGAACUGAGGCUGCAAGGUGCAGAAAUAAUGCAGGGAGACCAGGAUGAUGAGGCCAGCAUGGAACUGGCCCUGACCGGGGCUCACGCCGCCUUCAUUGUAACCAACUACUGGGAGAACUGCAGCCAGGAGCAGGAGGUCAAGCAGGGAAAGCUGCUGGCCAAUUUGGCCAAGAGCCUGGGCCUUCGCUACGUGGUUUACAGCGGCCUGGAGAAUAUCAAGAAGCUGACGGCCGGGAGACUGGCAGCAGGCCACUUUGAUGGCAAAGGGGAAGUGGAGGAAUAUUUCCGGGAUGUCGGCGUUCCCAUGACCAGUGUGAGGCUGCCCUGCUAUUUCGAGAACCUCCUCUCCUUCUUCCUUCCCCAGAAAGCCCCCGAUGGAAAGAGCUACUUGCUGAGCUUGCCCAUGGGUGACAUACCCAUGGAUGGCAUGUCUGUCAGCGACCUGGGCCCUGUGGUACUCAGUCUGCUGAAGAGUCCAGAAGAAUACAUUGGCCAGAACCUUGGGCUUAGUACCUGCAGGCAUACGGCAGAGGAAUACGCUGCCCUGCUCUCCAAGCACACUGGGAAGGCUGUGCAUGAUGCCAAGAUAACCCCUGAGGACUACGAGAAGCUUGGCUUCCCUGGCGCCCAGGACCUGGCCAACAUGUUCCGUUUCUAUGCCUUGAAACCUGACAGAGACAUUGAACUGACCCAGAGGCUCAACCCCAAGGCCAGGACACUGGAUCAGUGGCUGGAGCAGCACAAAGAUGACUUUUCCAGGUUGUGACCCAGCCCACAUCUCAAUGCCACCUAGGGGGAGGGGAGGCACAGUCACAGUGGUCCUUUCUUGUGUUACAAAAAAAUUAUUUUUUAAAUAAAGGCCAUUGUUCUCACA